Messenger RNA from Fusarium keratoplasticum, 1608 nucleotides. Its product is annotated as F-box domain-containing protein. The transcript is spliced from 2 exons. The record is from RefSeq and is a predicted model, not a curated record. Gene Ontology annotation, molecular function: protein binding. NCBI's taxonomy places the organism in Eukaryota, Fungi, Ascomycota, Sordariomycetes, Hypocreales, Nectriaceae. Bases 1 to 1608 code for a protein of 535 amino acids.
AUGGCCAACCCUCCACCGCAUGCCAUGGCGAUGGACCCGCCUCACAUAACCGAGUUUGCUUCGGAGCGAUAUUUCGAGAAGCUUAACCAGCUCAACGCUCAGCAACAACACCAACAUCAUCAUCAUGUACCCCCCACUCACGACUCUCUCGACGCCUCAACCUCUGCCGCGCAGCCCUCAAGAUUCAUCCUCCCUCUGCGAGAUUCAAGAGCUGCCGAAGUCGAGGCUAUCCAACCAAACCAGAGACGCGAUAACAAGAGUCGAUUUCACAAACUCCGUCAUAAGGUUUCGAUCCUGCAUUCCAAAUCCACACAUACUGGGUCUUAUGCAUCCCCCUUCGCUCCUCGUUCCUCGGUCGAAUCGCCACAAAAGAGUGCCGGCUUUGAUCAGCUCUUUCUCGCAUUACCAAACGAGUUACAGAUUCAAAUCAUAUCCUCUCUUCCCUUGACCGAUGUACUUAACCUCCGACUUGCCUCUAAAUCCUGGCAUACUCUCAUCACCCUUAACGAAACGACUAUCGCCCGAUACCACCUCGAACACCACAUCCCCGCUUAUGCAUCUCGCCUCUACCCCGUGACAGAUGCCAACGAAAUCAACUUUCACCAUUUGUGCGGCAUCUGGCACCGACUACAUGUUGCUGCCAAGCUUGCCUUCCUCAUUUGCGAAUGGGUCACCAAGGAUAUUUUCCUCCGUCAAACCGAAGCUCAACGACUCGCCUUUGCUCCCCAGCAUGAGCGCAUGCGCCGACGAUUGAUACCCCUACUAUUUACCAUUUUCCACUUUUUCGAAACCUACCGAAAACUACACCUGGAGCGCCUGGCUGAGAACGGCGGCCAGGGAAUGAAGCUGGAGCCCUACACCAUCAACCCCAUCGAGGCCGAAAUCAUGAGCAUGUACGACGACAAGACGUUAUUACGGGUCCACGAAGUAUUUCCGCUGGUUAUAUCCUCGUUUUGCCGACGACUACGACCUCCGACGUACGUGGGAAGGGUCGAGCGAUCACUACGUGGUUACAUCCGAGAGAAGCCGUCUGAUGAAAUUCACGCCGCCAUAUUAUGUAUUGGUGGACUACGACAAGUGGAGAGGCUGUGGGAGAUCAAGGGAUACAAUUCACGCCGCGGCGCCGUCGACACAUGGGUUAAUGGUCUGGUCAAGGAGCAGCCCCGGUCUGAGGGCGGAUCAAAGGGGAAACGAGGAUUGUUUGGGCGCAAGAAGUCUUUGAGUCACGACGCUCGAUCUUUUGGUAGUGGCCUAAAUAGGGUCCGGAGCUCCGGUUCGAUGGACGACGCCAUGGACAUCGACGUCAACUACAUCUUCAACACAAGCCUUGCCGCCGGCGCCCCCAUGUCACCCCUCAGCUCAGAGCAGGCGCAGGCUAUGCUCAGCGACCUGCCAGUGCUACAACAAAUAUGGCUUCCGACGGCUGAGGCCCUCAUCCUCCAACGCCGGGUUGUCGACCGACCACAGGACAUCAAGCGCAACCAGCAGGUGAUGCUUGAUUUGAUCCAAGAGGACGGGAUGGACGACGAGGACGAGUGGUGGUACGGCCGCAGCAUCCCCGAUUCCGUGCGGCCUCCCAUGGGUGUAACCGAUGACGAUGCGGACUAG